UAUUCCCGAUGACCAAAUAGAUAAUAACCAACGUACGACUGUAGUAAUUGGCUUUGUUAGUAAUCAUAUGGGAGAAGAAUUCAAUCAGUUUGGAUUUGCUUGGGUAACUAUAAUUCAAAAAUUUACUAGAAUACCAAAUCAUAGGAGUGAAGGAACUGCCCUUCAAUUUAAUCAUUUGGAUUUUAUUACUGCUAAUAUUCAUUAG
Molecule: messenger RNA, 205 nt
Organism: Racocetra persica
Lineage: Eukaryota; Fungi; Glomeromycota; Glomeromycetes; Diversisporales; Gigasporaceae
Source: the annotation of a GenBank genome assembly